Molecule: messenger RNA, 2856 nt
Organism: Endocarpon pusillum Z07020
Lineage: Eukaryota; Fungi; Ascomycota; Eurotiomycetes; Verrucariales; Verrucariaceae
Exons: 1
Coding region: 1-2856 (951 amino acids)
Molecular function (GO): protein binding
Source: RefSeq, a predicted model, not a curated record
AUGGCCCCAUCCGACUCCGAGGAGUUCGAGCUUGUCGACCCUCUUGACAUAGCGAAACAGAUCGUUUUGGAAAAGAAGCCGGACCUUACAAAGAUCAGGUCCUGGCUCAUCCCUACUGACUAUACAGCCUCAUCGAGUGAAUAUCGCCGUCAUCUGUCCUCGCAAGCACCAGGAACUGGUGAAUGGAUUCGGCAGACUUCUCAAUUCCAACAAUGGUAUUCAUCUGAAGACCAUGGCUCCAUCUGGAUCAAGGCCGUACCCGGCGCGGGCAAGUCGGUUGUCGCUGCCUCUAUGGUUGACUCCCUCGCCAGAAAGGAGGCGGUACCGGUCCUUUACUUUUUCUUCCGACAGAUCAUCGAGACCAACCAGAACUCCCGAUCGCUUCUUCGAGACUGGCUUGCUCAGCUUCUCCCAUCUAGUGAGGUCUUACAGGUGUCACUCUGGGAACUAAUUGAGGACGACAAAGUUCUCGACAUUAUCUCCACUGACCAGCUCUGGAAAAUCCUGCUGCUGGCUCUACGAAGUGUUGAGAAAGCAUAUUGCGUUGUCGAUGCCCUUGAUGAGAUGGAUCUUGAUGAGGAUUUCCUCGGGCGCAUGAAUGCCAUGGGGAACUUCAGACCUGCACAUGUUAAGGUCUUGAUGACAAGCAGGCCAAAGCAGUAUCUUCAGCGAGCUUUGAAAGAUCCCCAAGUUAUUCAUGUCAGCCUGGAAGAAGAGUUGGUCAAGCGAGACAUUUCUGUCUUAGUUCAACAGCGAAUCUCUCAAUUCGGAAACUUGAGUCAACGGUCGAAAAGCUCUAUUCAAACCACAGUCUGCGAUCGAUCACAAGGUCUCUUCCUGUACGCUCGUCUGAUGCUUGAUCAGAUUGCUCAGUCGAUCGAAGAGGAGCAGCUCGACGAAAGUACUAUCUGUCAGAUGGUUGCCAAGCUUCCAGUCGGUCUUGAGGAAAUGUACAAUCGCAUGUUGUUCGAACACGCGGCAGCCUCUCAGGUUAACCAAGAAAUUCAAGUUCUCAUUUUGCAGCUAGUCACCCAAUCUGCCAGACCACUACGCCUCAUCGAAAUUGCCAAAGCAAUCGAAGCUAUUCAUGGCGAGACUGGCCGAGAUAGCAAGGACGUUGUGCGUACAGCUUGUGGGUCUUUGCUAGAGAUCAUGGAAGACGAAGUCGUUCAAAUCCUGCACCAUUCCUUCACCGAGUUUCUUCUCGAUGCGGAACGUCUCAGCGCAGGCACGGCUCAAUUUCCAGUCAUUGAUCCUACAAUUGCACACCGUAACAUCGCAACGACAUGUCUGGCCAGCCUCCGAGGAAAUGGUUUCAGAGAUUAUCCAGACGGGAACAGAGCAAACGGAGACUACAAGGGAUCAGGUUCGACUUUUCAUUUGGACGGAUUUGACUUCCGAAGCGUGUUCCUCCAAUAUCCGCUCUUGGAGUACGCUGCGAGAAACUGGCCUUACCACGCAAAGCGUUACGAUAAAAAUGAUCCGGAAUUUCUCGUGGCCCUGACGCAAUUCAGUGACAUGCAGAAGCCUCAAUUCAGAGCUUGGCUUGGACUCGUGUCUCGAAAUGAUAACCAACCCAUCGCCGCCGGAAAUGUGACUCCUUUGCACGUCGCUGCAUCAUAUGGCUUGUCUUCGUGGUCAGAGCAUCUCAUCAAACAUGGGGCUGAUGUCAAUGCAACCGACAGUACCCAGAACACUCCGAUCUUUUGGGCGGCUAGGUCAGGACACGCUCUACUUGUAGAUCUUCUUCUCCAGAAUGGAGCGAACCCCGAUCUAGAUGGGUAUGAGGGUCUGAAGCCCCUUCAUGUCGCCGCUUCGAGAAACUAUUCAGAAGUGGUGAAGCUUCUCCUUAUUGCUGGAGUAUCCCCAACAACUUCGAAAACGCAAGACAUUGGUCGCUUUUGUGGUAAUGCCCCGACCAGCGUGGGACAUUCCCCUCUACGCUAUGCGAGCAUGGGAGGCCAUACGGAGUCCGUCGUUGAGAUGAUUCCUUACAUUACCGUAGCCGAGGAUCUGGAGGACGCUCUUUGUUGGGCAGCCCAAGGUGGCCAUUCUCAGCUAGUGGCAGCACUUCUAGACAACUCAAGUGUUUCACCAGACGGAAGGCUUCAAGUUCGGCACGAGUCUGUCUCCGUCACGACCGGCGGUGAGACUGCUCUAAUACUUGCUGCAAAAUCAUUAGACCCUGCCACUGUACGCAUAUUGCUCGACAGAGGCGCGGACGCAAAGAAAUCGUCUUCAAGGAGUAUAAACAAGUACAGGCAAGCACGACCGCAAGGAGAUACGGCGCUUCACAGCCUUGUCAAGGCAAAUAUCAAGAAGGAAUCCGAAAGCGCUGCAAAGGAGAUUCUAAUGAUGCUCCUAGCUUCGGGAGCUGACUUGGAGGCGCGAGAUCAUGAGGGGAAAACUCCGCUACUCUCGACAAUAGGAGGCGUCUUUGCUUCAGGUGUAUCACUCAUAUCUAUGAACAUGCUCAUUGCUGCUGGCGCCAAUCCGCUUGCAGCGGACAACAAAGGCGGGACACUAUUGCACAAAGCUUGUGAAACCUCUGUCGAGACUGAUGCUGUGAAGAUGCUCCUUGAACUCGGUGCCAAUCAUUCCCAACGUCGAUUCUCUGAUGGAGCUACGCCAUUGCACUCCGCAGUUGCGAACGUACACUACGCAGAUUCGAUGAUUAAGCUUCUUGUAAGCCAUGGAGCAUAUGUCAAUGUUCGUGACGCACAAGGCAGUACUCCGCUUUUGUGUGCAGUCAAGGAUAUCUUCAGACAGAAGCAGGCUUUAGGCGCACUGCUCGAUCUCAGAGCGGAUGUGAACCUGCAGAACGAUCUAGGCCAGACAUGCUUGCAUGCUUUUUGA